Hemibagrus wyckioides is the source of this 3711-nucleotide messenger RNA. RefSeq names its product non-SMC condensin I complex, subunit G (gene ncapg). The record is from RefSeq and is a predicted model, not a curated record. Bases 92 to 3124 code for a protein of 1010 amino acids. Lineage: Eukaryota; Metazoa; Chordata; Actinopteri; Siluriformes; Bagridae. Gene Ontology annotation, molecular function: protein binding. The transcript has 23 exons. Gene Ontology annotation, biological process: mitotic chromosome condensation. Gene Ontology annotation, cellular component: condensin complex; condensed chromosome; cytoplasm.
UAGUAAAUACCGCGAGAAUUGAAUUUGAAAACUGGCGGUUGAAGACGGAACUUUUUUUCGGAAGAGAAGCAGCAGCGCAAAGAGCAUCAACAUGACUGCUGAUUCUCAAAUAGAGAUCCGUGAAACUUUCCAGCGAGCUCAGAAAGCUCACAACAACAAGGCCAAGCUGGUGGCCAGUCUGAAGAGCAUGUACGAUAAGUUAAAGGAUAAGGCAGAGUUCCACGAGGAGUUUCUGCGCUGCUUAAAAUACGCCCUGAUCGUGUACACCCGAGAGCCGGCGGUGGAAAGUGUCAUUGAUUUUGUGGUGAAGUUUGCUGCCAGCUUCGAGAUGCCCAUCGACGAGGAUGAGGACGAGGAGGAUACAUUUCUGAACCUCCUGUUCAAUUUUCUGUUGGAGUGUCAUGGGGUGAGUAGCCACGCGGUGCGGUUCCGGGUGUGUCAGCUGGUGAACAAGCUGCUGGGCAGUCUGAGUGAGAAUGCGCAGAUAGACGAUGUGCUGUGUGUACGGAUCCACGAGGCCAUGUUGAUCCGCGUCACAGAUAAAUACCCCAAUGUCAGGAUACAGGCCGCGCUCGCCAUGGCCCGCCUGCAGGAUCCUGAGAACCCUGACUGUCCCACAGUCAAAGCCUACAUGCUGCUGUUGGAGAAUGACUCGAACCCUGAGGUGAGAAGAGCAGUCCUGUCCUGCAUCGCACCCUCCACUCUCACACUCCCCAAAAUCUACAGACGUACUCGAGAUGUUAAAGAGAAAGUCCGCAAACUGGCCUAUCAGGUGCUUGCUGAGAAAGUGCAUAUCCGAGCUUUGACCAUCGCUCAGAGAGUCACUCUGCUGCAGCAAGGACUCAACGACUCUGCAGCCUCAGUAAAGGAAGUGGUGAAGCAGACCCUCCUUCCCUCCUGGCUCCGCCUCCUCGAGGGAGAUGUUCUGCAGUUACUACACAGACUGGACGUCGAGAACUGUCCCGACACCGCAGUGUCCACACUACAUGCCCACUUCUCUAUGGCAACGACCCCCGAGGACCUUCUGAAUGCAGCUAACCUGGACGACAGAAAGGUGAUCCCGUUAGAUGCCCUGACUUGUGAGAACAUACUGUACUGGCGUGCACUUUGUGAGUUUGUGAAGAGUAAAGGAGAUGAGGGGGAGGAGCUUCUCGACAAACUCUUACCCGAGCCCGCUCUGUUCGCCGAGUACCUGUACAGUUAUAUGAAGACCCUUCCAGCCAUGUGUGAUGAUGACAGAGCUGAUCUGACUCAGCUGGAGUCUGUGAUGAUGAAGGAGUUCAUCACACAGCAACUCAUCCAGCUGGUGGACUGCUUGGACACUGCAGAGGAGGGAGGAAGAAAACGUGUGCUCUCAGUCCUGAAGGAGAUGCUGGUGCUGCCGAACACACCCCUCUCUCUGAUCAGUCAGCUGGUGCAGAGGCUCAUGAGGAUCAUCCACGAUGAUCAGCAGCGCAUCGCAGCGGUAGCCGAGAUCAUCUCCGACGUGAGGGAGCCGAUCGUGCCUGUCACGCAAACCGAGGACGAGAACGAGAAACGCAAGAGACAAGUCAGGCUGGCAGAGGUGAGGGUGUGUAUAAUGGAGUGUAAACAACAGCUGGAAAACUGCAUCAGCGCUCAGGAUUUCAGUCGCGCUGCCGAGUUGAAGAACUCCAUCACCGAGCUGGAAGAGCUGAAGAACCAGUUAGCACAGGAGAACACGCACGCUGAACCUGCUAAAGAGCAGCACGCAGAAAAGUUCUUGGUUUCAGGUCUAGAACUCUCCGAUAUUUCAACUCUAAACUUUAUCAAGAAUGAUCCGGAGACGUUGCUGAAGUGUUUGACGAUGUGUGCCGAAGCACUGAAACAGAUGAACAUCAACCGAGGAAUCUGUCCCACCCUCAAUGGCCUCCUAGAUUCCCUGGUGCUGCCGUGCGUGUCCAACUCAAACGCCGCAGUGAGGAACAUGGCUGUAGUGUGUUUGGGCACUGCGGCUCUCCACAGCAAAGACCUUGCCAAGAUGCACCUGGUGCUCCUGCUGCAGAUCACCCAGUUGGACGAGCCAAAGAUCAGGAUCAGCGCUCUCAGAGCUGUUGUCGAUCAGCUGCUCUUGAAUGGUCUAGACAUCCUCCGUGAUAGCCCCGCCUCCCAGCAAACGCAAACCACUGACUGGCCAGGUGGCAGUGAAGGACAAGCUGAUCGUCCAGUCGAAGAGGAGGAUAAUCCUAUACAGAGUAUUCUGAAGCUGCUGGCUGAGUUCUUGGAUAGUGAGAUCUGUGAGCUACGCACGGAGACGGUGGAGUGUGUGUGUAAGCUGCUGUACUGUGGCAGGAUCGUGAGCGUGAAGCUCCUCACUCGCCUCAUUCUGCUCUGGUACAACCCACUGACUGAGGAGGACCAGAAACUGAGACACUGCAUCGGAGUGUUUCUGCAGCUCUACACACACUCACACAGGAGUCAUCAGGAGUGUGUAGAAGAGAGCUUCAUGCCCACCAUGCGGACGUUAUUCAACGCUCCGGCCACGUCUCCGCUCUCUGAGAUAGACACCAGUAAUGUCGCCGAGCUCUUCAUAGAGCUCACGCGCUCCAGCGCUCAAACUCAAGGAGCGAGCGUGCACGACUCUCUAGCUGUCCGAGUGUGUAACGAGAUUCUACGAGACACUUCUGCUCCUGAGGUGCGUCUGUACUGCAAAACCCUCGGCACUUUAGAGAUCAGCACCGACCCGGGACCCCCUAACAAUGAACUGCAGCAGCUCCUUACCUCCAUCCUGCAGGAGGUGAAGGAUAAGCACUGCGUGAAAGCCUUGGAGAAAGUGCUUGCUCGUCUUAAAGGAGAUCAGUGUGUUCGUGUCACACACGUUCAGGACACAGUGCUGAAUGCUCUGGAUGAAAACGCCAGCGAACUCGUGAAUGGAGACGACUGCAAACCUGUACGAACCAAAAGAGGUCAGAAGAAAACCACGACGGCACGGAGUGCAAAAAAACAGGCUAGGGUGAAGGAGUCUUCUGACGAAAGUGAUGAGGAGAACGUCCCAGAAAACACAGAGGCUCCGAUGGCGCGUCCGAGUCGGCGCGCUAAAACAGCAGCUCUGGAUAAAACCAAGCAGGAUCUGACGGCGCUGAUGAAUUACGAAGCCAGUGCGUAGGUCAGGGUUCGUCGAAACAUCUCCAAACACACCUGAUCUCGCCCGUGUGUGUGUAUGUGUGUGUGUUACGCUUAAGAGACGACGUCCACGAUCAAUAUUUAUGCCACGCUGAACCACCGAGGAGACUUAACACCAACAAAAUAGUGUUUAGUCUCUACACUCUUCAGUGUGUAUAUGUGUUUAACAUUAAUAUACACCAGGGAUAUCACCUCUAUAUAAGCCAUUAUCACUCAUAAAUAUUCAUGACUUAUUAAUACAGCUAUCGUAAUGAUUCAUAACCACAUGGAUAUGACCCAGACUGCUCAUACGGCUUACUUGCUGUGCUUUUUCUUUUUUUUCCCCUCUCCACACUGCACUGCUGUACUGUGUUCAUUCUUCUCUAUUAUUCAUCAUCUCUGCAGUGUGUAACGUUGUCUCUGUUCUCCCGCGUUCAAGUUUUGACCUUUACAGUGAAAGACAGAGAGAGAGACAGAGCUAAAGCGCUAUAUUAUUAUAACAUCAGCAAAACUCACUCGGCUCGCAAAACCCCAGUUUAAAUGUUUUAUUUUUUAAAAUGUUUUACUCUUUAAUAAAUCAUUUUCUCUCCA